GACCACUUCCGGUGGGCGGGUCUCGGGGGCGGCUUCCAGGGUUGCCAUGGCAGCGGCCUGGUAAGCGCUGAGGAGCCCGGUGGAGCAGCUGCAGCAAGAGGGGCCGCCGCUUGACCGGCCGGUGGGUCAUCAGAGGGGCCUCCCGGCUCGCCAGGGGCCCGCGCUUCUCUGGGCAGGCCGUGCCAGGCUUUUUUGCCCCCGGUUCCGGUCCAUCUCGGCCGCCGAGUGGCUCCUCCCCCCCGCCACCUCUGGCUGAGCGCCCCCUGAGCACGUGCAGAGUUCCAUGCAGGGCUAGUUCCACUGGGCUGAGUGGAGGCAGUGUGUUUCAUGUCGCAGGGAGUCCCAAAUGCCGUUGACUACCACUCCCAUCAGAGGAACACUCAGCCAGGAGCUGUUCUAAGACCCAAGUGCUUUGCCUGCCAGUGGAAUGACAUCAGAGGCGGCAUCAUGACGAGCUUUCUGGUUAAUCAGAACUGUAUAGAGAGCUUGCAGAAAGACAUCACUGAUCUGCAGGGAACCAUAAUCAACGUGUUCUCCCAAGCCGGGGCCACCCGUUAUCCCUCCUGGAAGUUUCCUGAUAAAGUAUCCUGUGACCUGGACUUGGUUUCUUUGCUGGACCAUUAUGACUUUGUGGAGAACGACCCUGAGUUUACUCAGCACUCCCAUGUGGUUCUCCUGGAACUCGUGAUUGACAGGCUGCUGUUGCUGCUUCAGAGCUUCACAGGAUACACUGAGAACUUGACCAGUGAACAAGCCAUGUCCCCAUCCAAGACACCGGGACCAUGCAUGUCUAUCGGGCUGGCUGUGAAGAAGUACUGGAGCAGCAUGCUGAAACUGGGGGCUCUCUAUCAGCAGCUGGUGGCCGAGAAAAAAUGUAGUAAAGACGACGUCUCCAUCCUGAAGCAUUCCCUGCAGGCAGCCCAAGCUGGGAAUGAGCAUUUUAAGAGCACCUCGGCCCUUUCAGAGUCAGACGUGACACUACCAAGCUUCCGGUCUGCCAGCAGUGGGCUUUGGGGCAGGGCCACUGCAGUCUCCUCUCAGGCAGAGCUGUCAUGUGCUGCCACGAGGCAUGUCCAGAGCACCCACUCCCAGACCAUCGAGUCCUCCCUGGUCCCCUGCGAUGCCUGCCAGAGCACCCAGGCCAGCCUCCGGGAAGUGGGCCAUGCCAUCACCGGCAUCUGCACCAGCCAGAACCUCCCCUCAUCUCUGAGCCGGUUCCUCGAGAUGGUGGAGGAGACGCUUGGCCAGCAGCCCCUCACAGCCACGGACCUCAGCUACUGGGCGACUGAGCAGAGAAAAGACCUCUCCCGCAUCAACAAGCACCUCCAGACCCUGACGGAGCUGGUCAACCCUUUGAAGGAAGGGCUGGAAGAGUCCGAGAAACAGAAGGACGCGCUGAAGCAGCAGCUGGAGACCUUCGAGGGCCGCCUCCAGGAGGAGAAACGAGCCCAAGAGCAGCAGAGGCGGGAGGCGGAGCUGCUCUUUGCAAAAAAGAACGCCGAGAGCCUGCACCUUGUGGCUGCGCUGGAGAGGGACAAAGAGGACCUCCAGAACAGAGCGGCUUCCUUGGCGAAGAAGAUCUCCACCUUGAAAGAGGAGCUCCAGCGGCAGCAGGCGACCAUCCAGGAGCUGGAGCGGACCCAGAAGGAGCUGCUGCAGGAGAUGAAGGUGAAGAUGGCGGACAAGAGCAAAGUGACCAGCCUGGAAGAGCAACUGGGGCUCCUUUCCGGCCACCUGGAGAGCGCCAAGCAGCAGCUGAGCUGGGCCAGCACCGAGCUGGAGAAGGAGAGGGCCAGAGCGGAGAGCGUGCUCCGGCACAAAGAGUCCCUGCAGGCCAAGCAAAGGGCCCUGAUGCAGCAGCUGGGUCAUCUGGACCAGGAAUGUGAGGAGCUGAAGACUGGCCUGGCCGAUGGGGAGGACGAGAGGCAGAUGCUGCAGGAGCAGCUGGAGAAGGGCCAGGAGGAGAAGUGGGAGCUGCAGCGCCAGUUGGAGGCCCAGCAGGAGCUGACUGCAAAGGUGAAGCAGGAGAAGCUGAGCUUGGAGCAGUCCACGUCUGACCUGCAGAGGACCAUCUCAGAGCUGGGGGAGCUUAUCCGGGAGCUGAAGGAGAGAGAGAGGCUCUUGGUGUCCUUCCCAGACCUUCACGUCCCUGCCGAGAUGAGGUUUGAGAGCACCGGCGACAUCGUGGCGGAUAUGGGGAGGCAGCUGCAGGCCAACAACAUCCGCAUCAGCAUCCUGGAAGAGGAGAACUCCCGCCUCCGGGCGGCCGUGACCAAAAUGAAGGAGGCAGCCCAGCAGGGAGCACCAAAGAUGCAAACCCAGGUGGGUCUUCAUGCCGGUCCUCCUCCCAGGACCUUCCCACGGCCUCAGGACCGUAAUACAUUGACUUCCUUCCAUGGGCUGAGGUGGGAUUUCCUCUCUCGGCAGCUCGCGUGCCCCACCCAGCUGUGGAGCCGCAACUCGGCAAAACCCGGCUGCGGCGACGGCGGGACGAUGCUGACGACGCCUCCCGCAGGGCCACUCGCAGUCACCGGGUUCCAGGGAGCAGCCCUGAUGCCCCCCAGCGAGGGGAGCGCGGACCCAAACGGAUCUCCAGGCGGCAGGGGCAGCGCCGGGUCCCAGAGCCGUUGGGAAAAGCCGCCCGCUGCAGAGCCCGCCCGGAGAACAGCCGCGGUGUACUCCUUAGCCCACGAGGGCCCGGCGGCCAGGAGCCCCUCCGCCCGGACCAGGGGGAGAGGAAUGGGCCCGGGCCAGCCCGCACACUGCACCCGGAACCACCGGAAAUGAAAGCCCAGCGCAGGACCAGGAGGCUGCCGAGGGCCUCCCGGGGGCUCUGCCGCGUGGCCGUGGGGUGCGUGUGGCGGUGGGGAGGCCAACCAGAAGGGCUGGGCCCCACAGGAGCAGCCAGCGCCCGGUCGCCCCACUCCCAAGAAUCACUGGCUAACGGGAUGUCCCCCACUCCGAGUCACAUGGUCUCUUCUGAGGGUGCGAAGGGAGGGCAGGGACUUACUGGCGACUUUUGGUAUCUUCCAUCCCACCCUGGACUGGGGUAGGGGGGCAGGGUACCGAGUUCGGAUUCAAUAAAAUCAGAUUUUUUAAAAUAAAAAAACCCUGAAACCUC
Hemicordylus capensis (graceful crag lizard) is the source of this 3121-nucleotide messenger RNA. RefSeq names its product coiled-coil domain containing 157 (gene CCDC157). Lineage: Eukaryota; Metazoa; Chordata; Lepidosauria; Squamata; Cordylidae. The transcript has 11 exons. Bases 328 to 2787 code for a protein of 819 amino acids. The record is from RefSeq and is a predicted model, not a curated record.